Paramecium octaurelia is the source of this 757-nucleotide messenger RNA. Lineage: Eukaryota; Ciliophora; Oligohymenophorea; Peniculida; Parameciidae. The record is from the annotation of a GenBank genome assembly.
AUGUAAAAUUUACAGAAAGUAUUAUUAAUAAAAAUUCUUUAGAUUAUUUAAUGUGUUUAAAUACCAUUUUUAAAUAUGGGGAAAACUAUUCAACAUAUCAUAUAGAAAUUCUUAAUAUCAACGAAUAAGUAAUCUUAAAUAAAACAAUAAGCAGCAAUUUAAUACUUAUAAAUUAUCAUUUUAAGUUAUGACUCAAAAUAAUAUUUGAAAUUUUUAUUAAUCUAGGAUUUGUUUUAGUUUACAUUUUUUUUCUUUUAUUAAAUAAGCUUUUAUUUAAUUUUAAUUUGCAUUUUUUUUUUAAGCAUAAGAGGAAUGUGAUGAUGGCAAUUAUUAAAUUGGUGAUGAUUGUUUGAAAUGUGAAAUCGAAUAAAAUUAGGUUUGUAACUCAGUAAUAAAGAUUCUUAUAGCUAAUAUAUAUUGCAAAAGCUCCUCACUUAAUACUUAAUUACCCCAGUAUGACUCAAAAUAAAUAGUACAUAAGCAUAAGAUUAAGCGUAUAGGUAAAGUCAAUACUACUAAGCUUCCUUAAAAUACUAUUUCAUUUAAAUUAAUUAAUAUAGACAAUUAAAAUUGUAGAAGCAGCUUUUAAAUUAAACAAGAUGUAGGAUCUAAUCUGACUUUUGGAGAGAAUGUUUUAGAGAUGGAAGUGCUUGAUUUUAGACCUACCUCGUAAGGCUAAUUAAAUAAAUCAGUUACUGCUGUCUUAGAAGAUUCUACAAAAAAUAUCUAACAUUAGGUUUCAAAAAUAUUUAAAUGA